AUGUCAUUACCAUUAGUUUCACCAUUAUCACCGGAUACGAAUAAAGAUGUAGCAGAAUUAGCUAAAUUUUUUAAUGAAACAUUAGGUUUUUGUCCAAAUAGUGUACUUACUAUGCAACAUAGACCGGCUAUUGCUACUGCAUUUAUUCAAUUAAAUAAAGCUGUUAUGGCUAAUCAAGGACGUGUAACAAGUGCAUUAAAACGACUUAUUGGUUAUGUUUCAAGUACAAAAGCAGGUUGUCAAUAUUGUCAAGCACAUACAAUAUUAGCAGCGGAACGUUAUGGAGCUGAAGAUGAACAACUUGCAAAUGUAUGUCAAUAUUCUACACAUCCAUCUUUUAAUGAUGCUGAACGAGCAGCUCUUGAUUUUGCUCUAGCAGCUUCUUCUAUUCCUAAUGCUGUUAAUAUUCCAAUUACUGAAAAUCUACGUCAACAUUGGGAUGAUGGUGAAAUUGUUGAAAUUCUAGGUGUAAUUAGUUUAUUUGGUUAUCUCAAUCGUUGGAAUGAUUCUAUGGGUACAAGUAUUGAGCCAGGUGCUAUAAAAGCAGGUGAAAAACAUUUAACAAAAAAUGGAUGGUCACCUGGAAAACAUUCAUCUUAA
Molecule: messenger RNA, 600 nt
Organism: Adineta steineri
Lineage: Eukaryota; Metazoa; Rotifera; Eurotatoria; Adinetida; Adinetidae
Source: the annotation of a GenBank genome assembly